Ctenopharyngodon idella (grass carp) is the source of this 3955-nucleotide messenger RNA. It is a transcript of the gene hpn, whose product is annotated as hepsin. Gene Ontology annotation, biological process: proteolysis. The transcript has 14 exons. Lineage: Eukaryota; Metazoa; Chordata; Actinopteri; Cypriniformes; Xenocyprididae. Gene Ontology annotation, molecular function: serine-type exopeptidase activity; serine-type endopeptidase activity. Gene Ontology annotation, cellular component: membrane. The coding region runs from base 328 to 1599 and encodes 423 amino acids. The record is from RefSeq and is a predicted model, not a curated record.
AGAGGGAGGUUUCCACUCCAGCGAACAGCACAGAAAGAGCAGAGAGAGUGAGAAGAAGAGCUGUUCUGACUGGCGGAGAAUAGCUUCAUUUAACACACAAUAAAAGAGCGAAGGACUCCGGGGAAAGUGAAAUGUCAGCGCGGAUAUUUGGAGGAAACAACAGAUUUAUCGCUUCAUCUCUUUGUUUCUAAUUCAAAAGUUUAUCCAAGGAUCUGCAGUAAAGAGACAAAAAGUAAAAAAGUCUGAAAGAAGCAGCAAAUCGAAGUUUUGAGGAGGAAUCACUGGAAUCCAUUCCAAGCUUAUUUUUCAGUUUUCUGUUGGAUAAAGAUGCCAGAGAAGAAGAUCGGAAGUCCAGGGAUGACCAUCUUCAGUCCGUAUCGGGUGGUCGCUGCAGUAGCCGUGAUCUUGAUCAUACUGGGGGGUCUGGGAGCCGCCAUCUGGGCCCUUGUCACGUAUCUUAGAACAACAGAAGAUACUGGAUUAUUUGAUGUGCAGGUGAGUGCAGCUGACCAGAGGCUGAGAGUGUUCGACUCCACCCAGCGGAGGUGGAGACACGUCUGCUCAUCCAGCGUCAACCAGCUCGUCGCCAACAUCAGCUGUGAGGAGAUGGGCUUCAUCAGAGCAGUAAAUUUCUCAGUGACAUGUGCUCCUGACAAUGGCGGUGACCGAGAUUUCUUCUGCGUGAAAGAUAGUGAGUUAACAUAUGGGAAGAAGAUAAAAACAUCCCUCUAUCCUUGUAAAUGUGACAAAGGUCAGAUACUAGAGGUGAUUUGUCAGGACUGUGGUCGUCGUAUGCUGCCUGAAGAGCGGAUUGUGGGGGGAGUCGACGCUCGCCAGGGUUCGUGGCCGUGGCAGGUCAGCUUACAGUAUGAUGGAGUUCACCAGUGCGGUGGAUCCAUCAUUUCCGAUCGCUGGAUUGUCAGUGCUGCACACUGCUUUCCUGAGAGGUAUCGUCAUGUGUCACGCUGGCGGGUUCUGAUGGGAUCGAUCUACAACACUCCCAUCCGUAAGAACGUUGUGAUCGCUGAGGUGAAGACUGUUGUCUACCACAGCAGCUACCUGCCAUUCGUCGACGCCAACAUUGAUGACAACAGUCGUGACAUUGCAGUCCUGGCACUGACAAAACCUCUGCAGUUUACUGAUUAUAUCCAGCCAGUGUGUCUUCCUACCUACGGCCAGCGUUUGGCGGAUGGGCAGAUAGGUACAGUAACCGGCUGGGGUAACAUGGAGUAUUACGGCACUCAAGCCAACGUCCUCCAGGAAGCCAAUGUGCCCAUCAUCAGCGAUACUGUGUGCAACGGUCCUGAUUACUACGACAACCAGGUCACCACCACCAUGUUCUGUGCCGGUUAUGAGAAGGGAGGGACCGACUCCUGCCAGGGGGACAGUGGUGGUCCUUUUGUAGCAGCGGAUGUCCUUUCUAAGACCAGCCGCUACCGUCUGUUGGGGGUGGUAAGCUGGGGCACAGGCUGCGCCAUGGCCAAAAAGCCCGGCGUCUACACCCGUGUGUCACGCUUUCUGCCCUGGAUUUCUACAGCCAUGAGGAUGUAUGAGAAUUCCCCAGGAGUGCACAAAAUGGCACGGGCGGUUACACCAUAGCCAUUUAAAGUGGAAAAAUGUUUUAUAUGAGACUGAAAUAUUGCCCGUUGAGGUCAGAUUUGUUGCUCGGAUCUGUGACUGAGAUCAGACGUCUGAUGUUGAUCAGAUGUUGUGUGAUGAUCAACCUGUCUCAAGGACAAAUAUCUUUCGCAAAUAUCUGACUCAUGGAGGUCAAGAACCAUUUCUGAUGCUGUACUUUGAGUUUAUGAACACAUCUGUAGGCAAUUACCAUAAAAUACGGUACGGUAAUUAUAUAUAUAUAUAUAUAUAUAUAUAUAUAUAAAUAGUUUUUAUUGACCCUACAAGUUCGAUUAAACCAGCAAAAUAUGAGGAAAAUAUUAAUUUUUUUUUAAAAUAUAAUGAUGAGGGCAGAUCAAAACACUUGGUUAAGGUAUUUAGCCUUGGACAAAAUUAUUUGACAAAAAAAGGCAAACUACAGCUACAGGUUUUAAUAUGCAACAGGAUGCAAAGAAAAACAAAAAAAGCUCAAAGUAAGAAACAAACAUUGACUACAACAUAACCAAUUCUUAAUAUUUCAUUGGUUCUCACUUGUUUUUGCAUGUGUUCAUAAUUUCUUUGUAUGACAGCCUGGCCAAAAAUUAUGUCCGCACAAUUUUAUUGCGUUAUCAGAAAUAAAACAGUUGACUCCAAACACAACUACGCAAUAUGCUUACAAAAUCUUAAUUUUUUAUAAUAUUUGAAUGAAGGGUGAAGAUGUCAAUUUUCCUAGGCUGGACAUCAAUUUUUAUUUAUUAUUUCAUUUAUAUGUUUGUAUAUAUAUAUAUAUAUAUAUAUAUACACACACACACACACACAAAAUAACAUAUAAAUGAAAUAAUAAAUAUUUUUGUAAAACAUUCAAGGAUAUUUUUCAUCCUACUUUAUUGCAGGUUUGUACAGUGUGUUUGGUACCAAGAAUUAUAUAUAUAUAUAUAUGGUAAUGUUCAGCUGUAGUCAGAUUAAAAUUUAAAAAAAAAUUUUUUUUUAAAUUUCUCUUAAUUUAAGUAAUAAAAUAGUGUACAAACAACAUAAUAUAGACUCCAGACAGCAAGAAAAAUACCAUUUAUCUGAUCACAAUCCUAAAUCUUACAAGGACUUUAUCUUAAUCUACAGUAUUUAUCUCAAUUUUGUUUACUGGCAGCACAGGUACAGUACAGUAUAUGCAUAUGAAUAGACAUAUAAGUCAAAUCUUUAAUACAUGAACUUAUGAGUAGGAUUUUACUGAAUAAUACAGGCCUCUGUGAAAUGUGCCAUGAUUAAAUAUGCACUUAAAGGAUUAGUUCACUUUCAAAUGAAAAUUAGCCCAAGCUUUACUCACCCCCAAGCCAUCCUAGGUGUAUAUGACUCUCUUCUUUCUGAUGAAAACAAUCGGAGAAAUAUUAACAAAUAUCCUGACGCAUCCGAGCUUUAUAAUGGCAGUGAAUGGGGGUCACUAGUAUGAGCUGAAGAAAGUGCCUCCAUCUACAUCCAUCCAUCAUAAACAUGUACUCCACACAGCUCCGGGGGGUUAAUGAAGGCCUUCUGAAGCGAAGCGAUGUGUUUGUGUAAAAAUGGAUGGAUGCACUUUCUUCAGCUCAUACUAGUGACCCCCAUUCACUGCCAUUAUAAAGCUUGGAUGCAUCAGGAUAUUUAUUAAUAUUUCUCUGACUGUUUUCAUCAGAAAGAAGAGAGUCAUAUACACCUAGGAUGGCUUGAGGGUGAGUAAAGCUUGGGGUAAAUUUCAUUUGAAAGUGAACUAAUCCUUUAACUAGGUUUUGUAAAUUGAAAUGGCCAACGCAGUGACAUUUGAAAAUGUUUCAUGAAAACUACACACUUUAUGUAUUUUACAUGUAUUUUAUUUUAUUUUCUCUUUUGUCUUAAAAGAUGGGUUAAGCAUUGAUAAUAUACAAACCAAAGACUGGUUUAGAGAACAGUAUGAAUAAACUCAUUGCUGUGGCAGUCAGUAUUGUUGCAUACAUUGAUGUACAUAUAUGAAUAGCUUCUUUACUAUGCAAUGCACUGUUUAAUUCAAGUUUGUCUAAUUUGUAUGUUAAGCUGCUAUAUUGUUAUCCAGAUUUUGUACCAUAACCUUCUGAAUAACAUUUUGUAGUAAUUUAGUAAGCCUGUUGAAUAGACACUAAAAGUCAAACAAGACAAUUUAGCUUUUAUUCUAUGUAUAUGCUUAUUUUUCUGUUUUUGUUCAUGAAAGUAGCUGAUAUGAAUAUAUGUACAAUAUAGAAGUUCUGACUUUUGACAUACAGUAAUCUGACUGCUUUUUCUUUUCAAUUCUUUAAGCAAAAUCUAAAUGUUGCCCUUUAAUAUAUGCAUUUUAAAUACUGAAAUAAAGACAUAAUUUUUUAAUAAAAAACAGUAAUAA